Messenger RNA from Maudiozyma barnettii, 1005 nucleotides. RefSeq lists its product as uncharacterized. The coding region runs from base 1 to 1005 and encodes 334 amino acids. The transcript has a single exon. The record is from RefSeq and is a predicted model, not a curated record. Lineage: Eukaryota; Fungi; Ascomycota; Saccharomycetes; Saccharomycetales; Saccharomycetaceae.
AUGGGUAUCGAAGAUGACAUAAAUUGUUUGUUUCAAAAGACAGAUACGGCGGAUACAGUGGACUUAAGAUAUUGGUCAUCAUAUAAGGGAUACUACGAGGUUGCUUUUCAAGAUGAUCAAAAGGAUGUCAUGUAUGUGUUUGCUGUCCAAGAAGGGCUAACGAAUAAUCCUAUAGUUGGAAUGAUAACAUUUGCCGAUAUCACAAGGCAAUGUGAAGAGCAAGGGAUUGUAUCUACUGCGAGUGUCAUUCAAAUAUGGGGGAGGGUCAAGAAUUGUCUUUUGCAAGACACCUUAGAUGGAUUCAAUAUUUCAGAAUCUCAGUUUAAAAUAUCUGUUAAGAUAUCUGGUUUAAUGAAAGUAUUCUUUAUUAUCCAUUUUAUCGAGAUUAAAGAUUGUAAACUAGUAUCUACUAUUAUGGGAUCUUUAAUAAAGUACGUAACAACUAUUGCCCAAUUUUGCAUGGAAGAAACACGAAAAGUUAUCAGCAUUAUGAAAGAAAAAGAUAAGAAUAUUGAGUAUCUCAAAGUUCUGGUAAAGGACCUUGGAGGAGAGCAGAUUCUACAAAAGCAUGCUCCUAUUGGUUCGUUUAAUCAUGAAGUACUUAAACCGUUCGAUCAAACACAUCUUAGGGAUCUUAUCCUUGCUGAUAAGCAGGACAAAAUUCAAGUGGUCAAUAACGGUAAUAUAUUUGAUGUUGGGAAAUCAUAUAUCAAUGAUAUUAAGAGUUCAAUCGAUGAGCAAUAUCUUAAUUCAGUUCUUCCAAAGGGGCCUGAAAUUUUAGUACCUGGGAAUAGUAAAACAUUACAACUAAAACAGACUUGUACAGGUAAGAGACCUUUGAAACACCACGUUCAUAAAAAUGAUAAACAUGAAAACCUGUCACCCAUUGUCAGACGUGAUGGUAUGCCAAACAAAAAAUCUAAUUCAUCGGAUGUGCCGGGAUCUCCUACAAAACCAACUAAGAUACGUAAGUUUGGUAGAGUUAAAACAGGUAAACCGCAUUAA